This is a messenger RNA of Cygnus olor (mute swan), 3037 nucleotides long. RefSeq names its product nipped-B-like protein. Gene Ontology annotation, biological process: brain development; establishment of protein localization to chromatin; regulation of gene expression. Gene Ontology annotation, cellular component: Scc2-Scc4 cohesin loading complex. Bases 83 to 2533 code for a protein of 816 amino acids. Gene Ontology annotation, molecular function: chromatin binding. The transcript has 17 exons. The record is from RefSeq and is a predicted model, not a curated record. NCBI's taxonomy places the organism in Eukaryota, Metazoa, Chordata, Aves, Anseriformes, Anatidae.
UGGUAUCAGUGUCAGAAAAAGAGUCAUAAAGAUACUUAGGGAUAUCUGCAUUGAACAACCAACAUUUCCCAAAAUUACAGAGAUGUGUGUGAAAAUGAUUCGGAGAGUCAAUGAUGAAGAAGGCAUUAAGAAAUUAGUAAAUGAGACAUUCCAGAAGCUCUGGUUUACUCCAACUCCACACCAUGACAAAGAAGCAAUGACCAGAAAAAUUUUAAACAUCACUGAUGUGGUUGCAGCUUGUAGAGAUACAGGGUAUGAUUGGUUUGAACAGCUUCUUCAAAAUCUGUUGAAGUCAGAAGAGGAUGCCUCAUAUAAACCUGUGAAGAAAGCCUGUACUCAACUUGUUGACAAUUUGGUUGAGCACAUCAUUAAAUACGAGGAAUCUUUAUCAGAUUGCGACAACAAAGGCGUGAAUUCUGGUCGCUUGGUUGCUUGCAUAACCACUUUGUACUUAUUCAGCAAAAUCAGGCCCCAGCUAAUGGUCAAACAUGCCAUGACCAUGCAGCCAUACCUCACCACUAAAUGUAGUACCCAGAAUGAUUUCAUGGUGAUCUGCAAUGUUGCAAAAAUCUUAGAGCUUGUAGUGCCACUAAUGGAGCACCCAAGUGAGACCUUCCUUGCCACUAUUGAGGAAGACCUCAUGAAACUCAUCAUCAAAUACGGCAUGACGGUUGUUCAGCAUUGUGUGAGCUGUCUUGGCGCUAUUGUGAAUAAAGUCACUCAGAACUAUAAAUUUGUGUGGGCCUGUUUUAAUAGAUACUAUGGUGCGCUUUCAAAAUUAAAAAGUCAACACCAAGAAGACCCCAACAGUACAAUACUUACUGCCAAUAAACCAGCACUCCUUAGAUCACUUUUCACUGUUGGAGCUCUAUGUCGGCAUUUUGAUUUUGAUCAGGAAGAUUUUAAGGGCAACAGUAAGGUUAACAUUAAGGAUAAAGUACUUGAACUGCUGAUGUAUUUUACAAAGCAUUCAGAUGAAGAAGUACAGACAAAAGCCAUUAUUGGCCUGGGAUUUGCAUUUAUACAGCAUCCAAGCUUAAUGUUCGAACAGGAAGUAAAGACUCUGUACAACAGCAUUCUUUCAGAUAAGAACUGUUCAGUAAACUUAAAAAUCCAGGUGUUAAAAAACCUUCAGACCUACUUGCAAGAGGAGGAUACACGUAUGCAGCAGGCAGACAGAGAGUGGAAAAAAGUAGCAAAACAGGAAGACCUGAAGGAAAUGGGUGAUAUUUCCUCAGGGAUGAGUAGUUCCAUCAUGCAACUAUAUCUCAAACAGGUCCUUGAGGCUUUCUUUCAUACCCAGUCCAGUGUACGCCACUUUGCUCUAAACGUCAUUGCACUGACAUUAAACCAGGGUCUCAUCCAUCCUGUUCAGUGCGUGCCAUACUUAAUUGCUAUGGGCACAGAUCCAGAGCCCUCUAUGAGAAACAAAGCUGACCAGCAGUUGGUGGAAAUAGACAAAAAAUAUGCUGGGUUCAUUCAUAUGAAAGCAGUGGCUGGUAUGAAGAUGUCUUACCAGGUGCAACAGGCGAUCAAUACCUGCCCAAAGGAUCCUGUAAGAGGUUUUAGACACGAUGAAUCAUCCAGUGCAUUGUGUUCACACCUAUACUCUCUGAUUCGAGGAAACCGUCAACACAGACGAGCAUUUUUAAUUUCUUUACUCAACCUCUUUGAUGAUACUGCAAAAACAGAGGUGAAUAUGCUCUUGUACAUAGCAGACAAUCUAGCAUGUUUUCCUUAUCAAACACAGGAAGAGCCACUGUUUAUAAUGCAUCAUAUAGACAUUACACUAUCAGUUUCUGGUAGCAACCUACUACAGUCAUUUAAAGAGUCUAUGGUGAAAGACAAAAAAAAGGAAAGAAAGCCUUCAUCAGACGAGGAGGCUGAGAGUGACAGUAACAGUGGUAGUGAGAGUGAAAGUGAAGAGGAAGCUUCUAAGCCUCGGAGAUUACGGAAACGAGUAGACUUUGAUUCAGAUUCUGAUGAAGAAAAUGAUAUAAAUGCUGUGAUGAAAUGUUUACCAGAAAAUUCAGCUCCUUUAAUUGAAUUUGCAAAUGUGUCCCAAGGCAUAUUAUUACUUUUGAUGCUGAAACAGCAUUUAAAGAACCUCUGUGGAUUCUCUGAUAGUAAAAUUCAGAAAUAUUCUCCAUCUGAAUCUGCAAAAGUUUAUGAUAAAGCGAUAAACAGGAAGACAGGAGUGCAUUUCCAUCCAAAACAAACUCUGGAUUUUCUGCGGAGUGAUAUGGCUAAUUCUAAGAUCACUGAAGAAGUGAAGAGAAGUAUAGUAAAACAGUACUUAGAUUUUAAGCUCCUUAUGGAACAUUUGGAUCCUGAUGAAGAGGAAGAAGAUGGAGAGGUGUCAGCUAGCACAAAUGCUCGGAACAAAGCAAUUACUUCACUGCUUGGAGGAGGCAGCCCUAAAAACAAUGCAGCUGAGACAGAGGAUGAUGAAAGUGAUGGGGAGGAUAGAGGAGGAGGCACUUCAGGGGUGAGGCGGAGGAGGAGUCAACGUAUUUCGCAGCGUAUUACGUAAAAUGAUUUUUAUGUGCUUAUAAAUGUCAGUCUAUUAUAUUAAAUGUACACCAAGUAAUGUAAUCCACAUGAAAGCAUUUUGUAGAUAGAGAUUCUCUACUUAACCAUUUAUACAACUUUUGUAGAAAGUUUAACAGAAAAGACAAUAAUAAAAAAAAUAGAAAAUGAGAUUUAUCCAGCAUAAAAAGUUAUUAAUUUUCCUUUGGAAUGUACUGUGUGUUAUCCUUUUUAUUGUUGCCAAGUUUUUAUGUAGCUUUAUUAUUCAUGUGUAUAUAUAAUUUUAUAUAUCAAUAAGAGAUAAAGACACGGGUACAAAUUAAGAGUAUGUGAUUUUACAAGGAUAUGUUAACCCCUUGGCGCUGGCGGUCGCGGUGCGUCUCAUUGCCGGCAAUGGAAUGUGUGCUGGGAAAUCCCAACUCCCGGCGUCAAGGGAUUAAAAACAAUAAAAGCAAUAAUUUCACUAAAGUUCUUUUGUGUAACACUUGGUCUUUUUUCCCCCCCAAUG